CUUGGAGCUACUCUCCCUCUUGGAUCUGCCAUCCCCAUCCCGUCCUCAGACUUCAUUUUCGCUUUUCUUUCCCUUUACCACGGCCUCCCCACCAUCCUCGGUGACGUGCCUGCCCCCCGAUUGUUACUCAAUUCAACCGAAUCUGCUCUGUGCAGCAUUCUGAAUUUCCCUCUCGAUUACCCACCAUGGUUUCCAUCACAGAGUCUUCCCCCCUCCUCCCCCAACAUCAGCCGCCUUCCUCCACCAAUACGUCACCACGAGGAAACCGAGCCUCUCGAACGGUGACAUUCAACCCAUUGGCCACUGUCAGCACAUAUCACGAUACUACCGCCUCAGAUCCGAGCUUCAGACCGCUUCAUUCUGGUUCUUACCCUGCAUCCAAUUCCCAGAGCGCUGGCCCACCGCGACCGACCGGCUUGUCCGCCUUAAAUAGCAAGCUCCGCCGCCGCAAUAGCCAUGGAGCACCUUACAGCACCGCCGGUGCCCCGUUCGCGACAGCCCCCAAGGUCGGACCGCAGCGAACGACAAAGAACGCACAGAAGCUUAAAUUACUGCCCGAUCCCGUGACCGAAGAAGAACUCGCCGACGGCGACUUUCCAUCCGAUGUCUACUCGCAGAUCGCCCGCAUCAAAGAACCGACCGCCCGUAGUCACGCUGCAAGUCUGGGAAAGGCGGAUCGAGAGCGACUGCCCCGCGUCACAGCCUACUGCACGGCCAAUUCGUAUCGUCUGGAGGGGGUGGUGCGGUUUCUCAAGUCCCGCGCAAAGACCCGCGGAGCCAACCCGAAGCUCUACGAUGAGUGCGUGUACUCGCCAUAUGACUACGACUAUGAAGCAAAGCAGCGAGGCACAUGGAAUCUUCCCAGCAACGGGUUGCAUUCGCCGCAAUCCCAACCCCCGAUACGUCCUGCUGGAGAACGCCGGUACUCGGAUAGUGUUGUGGAAGUGCAAGACAACACCAACACCCGACGGGAAGAUCUCAUCGACCUGAGAGAUUCGGAAUCGCACCAACAACAAGAUGACCAUGAAAGCGCCGUGGUCGAUUCCACCACAUCGGCAUCCCAAAUCGAAGCUGCCCCUGACUUCGACACCAAAGUCCACACCCCGGAGGUGUUCCUCUUCGACUACGGCACCGUGGUAAUUUGGGGCAUGUCGCCCGCGCACGAGUCACGAUUUUUAUCCGAUAUCUCCAAAUUCGCAACCUCCAUUCUGAGUCCCGAAGACACGCAGGUCGAGAACUUCAACUUCUAUUAUGCGCGCGAAUACCAAGCCCGGAUCUACAAUGAUUUCAUCUCCCUCCGUGACCCGCGGAAUUACAUGAUCAAGCUCGCCAUCUCCCAUGCUCUCGCUCAGUCCGUCAAGACAUCCCUGUUCGAAGAUCUCGUCUCCGAGACGAUCUCCAACACCGCACCACUCCCGGCCCAGAUCGCCCAGACCGGCAGCGUGAAUCUCACUCGGCGCCAGAUCAACAUGCAGGUCGGAGAGCUCUUCAUCCUGCGAAUCAACAUCCACCUUCAAGGCUCCGUCCUCGACAGUCCGGAACUGAUGUGGGCAGAGCCCCAACUGGAGCCUGUGUACCAGGCCGUGCGGAGUUACCUUGAGAUGGACCAGCGAGUGAGUCUCUUGACGGAGCGGUUAGACGUCAUUGCGGAUCUGCUUGCCGUUCUAAAGGAUCAAUUAACUCACCGCCAUGGUGAGUAUCUCGAAUGGAUCGUUAUCGUUCUCAUCGCCGCCGAAAUCCUCGUCGCGGCCAUUAAUAUUCUAGUCGACCUCUACGCCGGCGUGGAAUAAAGCGUGUCUUCUGUUUUUUUAAUCUUCCUCCGGCGUCAGGAACAGGGCUUCCUUUUUCUUCUGAGAGAUCUUCAUUGUUUCAAUAACCAAGAUUUUCCUGAUUGCUUAUUGCUUCGCUCUCAUCUCAUUGGAAUCCCAAGGGACUUCAUGAUCUGCAUUUUUUUACUGUUCCAGGCGGACUUUUUCUUUGUGGGUGUGUCUUGCUUCAGGCGCUACAGGGGUUUCGCGAAGAGGGGGGAUACGAUGGGGGGGACAUGUGUUGUAAUCUUGAUUUCUUUGAGGUUGUUCGACCUUACAACGGGGAGGGGAGUCAGUCAAAGUUUCUUGCAUCAGAUCGGAAAUUAUGUUUUCCAUGCAUAGCCCGGGGCCUUAACUAGCGUUCCUUGCUUUAGUUGUGUUCUGUGUCUAUUGUGUGCGUUGCGAAAAUCAAAGUGAAUUGAUUGAC
Molecule: messenger RNA, 2235 nt
Organism: Aspergillus aculeatus ATCC 16872
Lineage: Eukaryota; Fungi; Ascomycota; Eurotiomycetes; Eurotiales; Aspergillaceae
Product: YagE family protein
Exons: 2
Coding region: 186-1790 (534 amino acids)
Source: RefSeq, a predicted model, not a curated record